Pocillopora verrucosa is the source of this 3009-nucleotide messenger RNA. Its product is annotated as YTH domain-containing protein 1. The record is from RefSeq and is a predicted model, not a curated record. NCBI's taxonomy places the organism in Eukaryota, Metazoa, Cnidaria, Anthozoa, Scleractinia, Pocilloporidae. Gene Ontology annotation, cellular component: nucleoplasm. Gene Ontology annotation, molecular function: N6-methyladenosine-containing RNA reader activity; mRNA binding. Gene Ontology annotation, biological process: mRNA splicing, via spliceosome; regulation of alternative mRNA splicing, via spliceosome.
AUAAUCCUGCAAGUCGAAGGAAAGCGAGGACUCCUUAAUCAUACGUGGAGUGCAUUUCUUUCUGUCUUGAGGCUUUUUGAUUGAAUUAUUUUGUCUCUUUUGCGGAAGAAAACUAGAAGGGAAAGUUUGAAUUGUUUAUAUGGCCGAAGAAGGAGAACUUUCAUCUCCAGACGAGUUGGAAACCAGUUUGGAUGGAGUGGAGCUUAAUGUUCUGGAUGAUAUACUUGGGGAACCAGCAAAUGACGAGUUUGCUGCUGAACUGGACACUCCAGCAAAGACAAGUGUACCAAGCAGAAAGCGAAGAGCCAACACUGAUGACAAGGCUGAUACAUCUAAAAAGAGACACUUGGACAGUCCAAAGAUUCAAACCAAAGAAAACAACAGUUCCUCUCCUCAAACCAUGAAAAUCUCCAGCCAGACUCCAACUAAAAACAGCAAGGCUUCUAAAACCAUUGCAUCUGGGCUAGAAUCUCCCAAGACAGGUGAGAGUGACAAGGAAAAGCUUCCAGUGAAAGAAAAGGAAGAAAAACAACGUCCAAGAAAAGAUGCUCCUAAGGAAAUUAAAGUAAAACUGAAAGAGAAGGACAAAGCUGCAGGUCAGCUUGAAAAUGAAAAUCCAAGCAAAGAAAAGGGAAAGGAAAAAGACACAACAAAGAACAAACAGAAGGAUAUGAAGGGUUCCAAAACUGAGGGUGAUAGUAAAACUGGAGACAAAGAGACUAAGAAAAAAGAAGAACAGAAUGCAGCAACUACCGAAACUAAAGGAGUUGCUGAAAAAGAGACAGAAAUGAAAAAAAAUGAUAAUUUAUCAAAGAGGGUAAUGAGCUCAAAAGCCAAAGGUGCUUCAAAGGUUGUGAAGAGGGAGGGUCCAAAAAAGGAAGUAGUGAAAAAAGAGGCAAAGAAGGAAAAUGUUAAGAAAGCAGCUGAGAGCAAUAAAGGACAGAGUAAGGUGUCUAAAGAGAAAGUAAAAGCUGUAUCAGAAGAGAAGAAGGCCAGCACAGCAAGUCCAGCCAAGAAAGUAGCAAAACAGAGUGUCCACAGCACUCCCUCUGAAACUAAAAGCCGAAAAGUUCGGGAACCAUCAAAUAAUCUUAGUGAAAAGAGCAGCCAGAGGCAGAUUAAUGAUGGAGUGAAAGGAAACAGAAGAGGCAGUGUUGAAGUCAAGAGCAAAUCAACACAGAAGAAGUCUACUACACAAAUCAAGGAGAAGAAGAGUAAAGUCAAUAGAGGUGUCAAGUAUUCAGAGAAAAUACCAACAAUCCAAACAGAAGAAGAAGAACUUGGAAACAAAGUUCAGGAUCCAGAUAGCAUUGAUGAACCCAUGAGGGGAAAUAAGGGAGAGGCAGAGGAGAGUGAAAUAACUGAGUUUGGACCUGAUGAUGAUCCAGAGGCAACACAAGCAGUCAUAGGUACAGAUUCAGUAAAUUCAGAGUCAUUGGUGGAAAGCAAAGUGGCUCUAGCUGAAGAUACAGAUGCAGUUAGUAAAUAUGAGGCGAGUGAAGAUAUGGAAGUUAUUGAUGACUUGGAGGAGGCCAGUGAAGGUGCAGGUGGAAGUGAUGACAGUGGGGAAGAAGAUUUUAGUGAAGGAGAGGGAGGUUCAGUGUCACCUUCCUCUUCAGCUUCUUCAAAAUCAGAAUCAGAAAAUCCAAGUAAUGAAGAACAAAAUGAACAAGAAGGAAAGAAAGUAAAAAGAAGGAAAAGAAGAGCAUCAUCUCCUGUGGAAGGAACUAGAUCAAGUGGUGAAAGUGAUAACUCCUUAGCUGAUAGUCAGCUUCACAUCAAGAGUAAAGUGGCAAAGGCAUCAUCAUCGAAAUCAAAGAAAACAUCCAAUUUGGAUGAGUUCUUUGAAGAAGCUCGAUACUUUGUGAUGAAAAGUAACAAUCAUGAGAAUGUAGCUUUGUCUAAAGCCAAGGGUGUGUGGUCAACUCCAAAGGCUAAUGAGAAGAAACUAAAUGCUCAUUUUAAGAGGUAUAAAAAUGUAAUUUUAAUAUUUUCUGUAAAAGAGAGUGGAAAGUUCCAGGGGUUUGCCAGACUGGCAUCAGAAGCCAAACAUGGAGGCCAGCCAAUGCCUUGGGUGUUGCCACCUGGAAUGAAUGCCAAAGCACUAGGAGGAGUAUUUAAAUUGGAGUGGCUCAAUAGGAGGGAGCUUUGGUUCAGUAAGUGCCUGCAUUUAAGAAAUCCUUGGAACGACAACAAAGAGGUGAAAAUUUGCCGUGAUGGACAGGAAGUGGAACCAGCUGUGGGUGAAGCUCUUUGCCGAUUGUUCCCAGAAGAUGAGACAGUGGAGCUCAAUCCAACUCACCACUCAUCAACAGAAAGACGACGAAGGAAGGAAAGGGAUGCUGCUAGGCAUCGUCCGAGACACUCUGAGGAACUGCGCAAGACAAAAAGAAAGCACAGAGUUUCAGCGUCAAGGCAUCAUGCGCGAGAUCACCAUGAACCAACAUCGCGAUAUGACGACAGAUCUCGUUAUGGUGGUGUGAGGCGUGAGACUCUUCUCCACGGAUCCUAUUCAGACUACAUGCGGGAGUAUCAGCGGUCAAGACACUCUUCUUCUUUACCUCCACUACGAUCACAUUUCUCGACUCGAACAGUAGACGUGCCAUCGUAUUACCCACCACUGCACAUAAGUCAUAGCAGUUCACGAAGUGGAGGUUACCACCGACCAGUUGAUCAAUAUGCAGCAGCCUGUGAUGAAUUCCUCAGAAGAACACAGUCUGAUCGUGGAAGUAGCAGUCGAUACCGUAGUAGGCGCAGAUAGCGCUUCAGGAAUCUUAUUUGUAAAAUAUUUUCAGUGACUCAAAUUGUUCUAUUGUUUAUUUCUUCCACUUAAUAUUACGCAGACUUUUCAGAUUUGGUUUAGAACUGUAUUAAUUUUUCAAUCAUUUGUAGAACUUUUUAUUGGAACGGAAAGCAAGAAUUCCCUCAGCAAUCUUUCGUUAUAAUAUGUUCUUAAUAUGCUUUCUCAAAUGUUAUAGUAUCACAAUGAAAUUAAAUUAUAACAAGAAA